Aspergillus homomorphus CBS 101889 is the source of this 761-nucleotide messenger RNA. RefSeq lists its product as uncharacterized. The transcript has a single exon. NCBI's taxonomy places the organism in Eukaryota, Fungi, Ascomycota, Eurotiomycetes, Eurotiales, Aspergillaceae. The record is from RefSeq and is a predicted model, not a curated record. Bases 171 to 503 code for a protein of 110 amino acids.
CAGCCACAUUCAUAAAUCCUUCUUCUCCAUAUUCAAGCAUUCAGGAACAAGCCCAAAUUCCAUUGCAUAAGAACUUCUAAAGCGCAAGCUCCAAUUACUUCCACCGCAUCCAAAUCGAAACCAAAGUCAACCAUUUACCAGCCGAACAACCGAGAGACGCAACCACCAAAAUGUCCUACAACUCCACCCAAACCUCCUACUUCGAAUCCUCCUCGUAUUCCUCCUCCUCUUCCUCCUCCUCAAACGACGGCCAACAACAUGAGCAGCAGCAGCCUCAGGUCCAAGAAUCCGGGCAUCGCGCCGCGUUCGCCUCCCACACCGAUCCAGAGGGCAACACGACUGUCCACACCGGCCACCAGAACCUGGGCGAGGACCCCGUACUGAAGGAGAAGCGGUUCAGUACUUCCGGUCGCGAGCGCGAGAUGAUGUUGGCGGCUGGUACGCCGAUGGGUGGUGUCAAUCGUCUGCAGGAUCUGAAUGAGUCCACCGGCGAUACCUACUAAGCCUUCCCCCAACAGUUCCAAUAACGGGUUCGUGGUUGUUUCACGGGGAGGCUGCUUAGGGGUGGUAAUUUCGAUUGAAACAUGAAUACCCCAUUGGAAUUUGGAUACUGAUGAAUCUAUGAAUAACUUUUUUUUGACCUCCUGGAUGGGAUUAGGCGGGUGUUGGGUAUAUCACAUUUGUAUUUUUAUGAUGAAAUCCUGUAUAGUAUAUAGGAUUGUUGUAUUGGAUCUCGGACAAUAUUCAUUAUUGAGAGAUAA